AUGUCGUGCUCCAUACCCCAACGCUGCGCCCGCCAGCUUCUCCGCGAGCCCUUCCAGCGCGGUUCCCUACCCAUUUUCCUCGCGCCCGCAUUCUCCCCACGCACACAAUGCUUCUCGACCACAUCCCCGGCGCAGUCCCGAGUCGGAGGUGCCUCGAUCUCCAUCCCCCCGGAGGUGUCAUUCAAGCUCGUCGACCUUCCUAAGACUCUCAGCCGGACACGCGGAAAGGAUAUCCCUAAGUUUGCCGCCGAGAUUAAGGGCCCCAAGGGCGAGAUGACCCUGAACAUCCCCUCGUUCGUCACCGUCACUCGGGACGAGGAAGCCCAGAAGGCUACAUUGUCGGUCUUGGAUCAGUCGGUCCCUCACCAGCGUGCUAUGUGGGGAACCAUCCGUGCGCUCCUGCAGAACCACAUCCUCGGCGUCUCGGAAGGUCAUGUUUGUAUCUUGAGUAUGGUUGGUGUCGGUUACAGGGCCACCAUCGAGGACAAGGCGACUACCGUCGAACCCACCUACCCCGGCCAGAAGUUUGUCUCCCUCAAGGUCGGCUUUUCCCACCCUAUCGAAUUGGGUAUUCCCCAAGGCAUCCAGGCUAGCACUCCCCAGCCCACCAGAAUUCUGCUGGAGGGUGUCGACAAGCGGAUUGUGACCCAAUUUGCAGCCGAGAUCAGAGACUGGAGACGCCCCGAGCCCUACAAGGGCAAGGGUAUCUUCGUCAACGGAGAGACCAUCAAGCUCAAGGCGAAGAAGAUCAAAUAG
This is a messenger RNA of Penicillium paradoxum, 756 nucleotides long. Its product is annotated as mitochondrial 54S ribosomal protein uL6m. Gene Ontology annotation, cellular component: mitochondrial large ribosomal subunit; ribosome. The transcript has 3 exons. Bases 1 to 756 code for a protein of 251 amino acids. The record is from RefSeq and is a predicted model, not a curated record. NCBI's taxonomy places the organism in Eukaryota, Fungi, Ascomycota, Eurotiomycetes, Eurotiales, Aspergillaceae. Gene Ontology annotation, biological process: translation. Gene Ontology annotation, molecular function: structural constituent of ribosome; rRNA binding.